GUCCCACUUCCGCUUCUGUAAGCAGGGACUCGUCAUAGCAACGCCCCAUCUCGAGAGCACAACACAUGGCAGCGGGUUUGUUAUCUGAAAGCAGCAAAAAGGGUGCAAUUGUUAGCCAUAUUUAUUUAAGUUUUUAAGUGCGUUCAGGUCGUUCUCGUACAAUGAAUGACAGCGACAGCGACGACGAUGUACCCCAGCUGUCUGCAUCCACCCUGGCGGCGCUACAGGAGUUCUACGCGGAGACUAACGAGCAAGUUACGCCAGAACAAAAGUUUUCUCUUGGGGCUGUAGAGGAGGACUGGCGCAUGAGCCAGUUCUGGUACAGCGAUGAUACGGCAAGGCGGCUCGCGGAGGAGGUCGUACAAGCAGCCGGAGAAGGUGGCAGGAUAGCGUGUCUGAGCGCUCCCAGCGUGUAUCAGAAGCUGAAGCAGCUGGACGCCAACACGCAGGUGACGCUUCUGGAGUUCGACCGCCGCUUCUCCAUCUACGGCGACGAGUUUGUCUUCUACGACUACAGCAACCCGCUGUGUCUCCCCGAGAACAUGGCUCCUCAGAGCUUUGACGUCGUCAUCGCUGACCCCCCGUACCUGUCACACGAGUGCCUCAGCAAGGUGGCUCUCACCACCAAGUUCCUGACCAAGGGGAAGGUGCUUCUGUGCACAGGUGCCAUCAUGCAGGAAGAUGCAGAGAAGCUCCUGGGUCUGAAGAUGUGCUCCUUUCUCCCCAAACACACCCAUAACCUGGCCAACGAGUUCCGCUGCUACGUCAACUACCCAUCCGGGCUCGACUCGUGAUGUCUGGCCACUGACUGGGUGGGCGGCUCUGUCCCAUUAGGAUGUCUUAUGCAACAGACCAUCAUCAAGGCAUGUAAAACCAUGUAUAACUGGUCGGACAUUCAGUGUGCACUGACCUACUCUCUCUACACAGUCCCUGUGAUUAAAUUGCAACCGAAACUGUGACCCAUGUUAUACAGGGGAGUGGUGGUCUGUCUUCAGUAGAUGACAGCAGAAAGGUUGUCAGAUUGGUGAAUCUACUGGUCAGAUGUAGAACAAUUGGCGACGAAUGGGCAGGAAAACAUUAAUUACAAUAAUUAAUUGUGAUUCUUUUCAGUAUGAUAUCAGUCACUUCCAACCACAGUAGAUGACUGCCUAUAUCUUAGAUGAUGUGCCCAGUUGAUAAAGGUAAGGACUGGUUUGGACUGUGCAGAGAGCUGUAUGGAGUCAUUAUUGUGCAUCUUCAGGUUUAGUUUCUGGUCUUGAAGUCCUUCACCUGGGCCAUAGUCAUGGAUAUGAAGCUUUCAAUUUAGGACAGCAAAGUAAAAUUGUAUAUCCUCCCCA
Messenger RNA from Conger conger (European conger), 1337 nucleotides. RefSeq names its product EEF1A lysine methyltransferase 1 (gene eef1akmt1). Lineage: Eukaryota; Metazoa; Chordata; Actinopteri; Anguilliformes; Congridae. The record is from RefSeq and is a predicted model, not a curated record. The transcript has 5 exons. Gene Ontology annotation, biological process: methylation. Gene Ontology annotation, molecular function: protein-lysine N-methyltransferase activity; nucleic acid binding. Bases 162 to 794 code for a protein of 210 amino acids.